Molecule: messenger RNA, 2300 nt
Organism: Ziziphus jujuba (common jujube)
Lineage: Eukaryota; Viridiplantae; Streptophyta; Magnoliopsida; Rosales; Rhamnaceae
Product: SUN domain-containing protein 5
Exons: 4
Coding region: 197-2047 (616 amino acids)
Biological process (GO): protein folding in endoplasmic reticulum
Cellular component (GO): cytoplasm; membrane
Source: RefSeq, a predicted model, not a curated record
CCUAAUAAACGGCAGGAAGUAUUUUCCGCUGGAAUGCGAGUAAAAUAGCCACAGAAGCUAAUUCUGGGUGUUUGUUUCUCGGGAGAGGCAAAAACCCAACACGCAGACACAAAUUCUCUCUCUCUCUCUCUCUCUCUCUCGGAUGAAACAGGACCUAAACCCUUCAACUAUACGACCUCCUCUUUACAGAUGAGAGAUGAAGAAACCUCGGAAUAUAUCCUUAAAUGUCAAAUGCCGAACCAACGACAACAACAACAACUGCAGUAAUAGCAAGAAGAGGAAGAGCUUCUACGAGCUCUCUCUCUCUCUAAUCUUCUCUCUUUGGUGCCUUAUCUUUUUGUUCUACUCUAGACUAGGCCUUAGCCAUGGAAAUGAAGGCGCUAUACUUCCUGAUAACAGAAGUGCAGUUUCUCCUAGUUUUAGCAACAGUCAACUCUGUGACCAUGUAUAUACAUAUGCUGAAAAUAGUAGCAAGAAUCGAACAAAAGGAAUGCAUUCAGAGUUUAAUCUCUCUACAAGCCGCAAUAAUACCAGUUUCCAUCACAGCAAUGCAUCUUCGAAGUGCUUACUUCCAAAAUCAAAUAGAAUAGAAGAAGUAGUUUGGGGCCUUUUAGGAUAUGGUGCUUUAAUGUGUGAAGUAUCACUACCAAAAGAAAAACGGAAGUCACUUGAAACAGAACAGCUUCUGAAUGGGAGAACUCUUCAGCCAACCUAUCUCAAUUUUGAUGAGUUCAGGAAUAUAACAAGGCAAGAAAAAGAUCAGAAUACAUCUAAUCAGCUCGUUAACAUCACCCACCGGCUUGAACCUGAUGGAACAGAGUAUAACUAUGCAUCUGCAUCUAAGGGUGCAAAGGUGGUGGCUCAUAAUAAGGAAGCUAAAGGAGCAAGUAACAUAUUGGGCAAGGAUCAUGACAAGUACCUGAGAAAUCCUUGUUCUGUAGGAGGAAAGUUUGUUGUAAUUGAGCUUGCUGAUGAGACUCUGGUUGAUGCUGUCAAAAUUGCUAAUUUUGAACACUAUUCUUCUAAUUUCAAGGAAUUUGAGUUAUCGGGUAGUUUAACCUAUCCUACUGAAAUUUGGUCCCCAUUAGGAAACUUUGUUGCUGCUAACGUCAAGCAUGCUCAAACCUUUAAGCUUCCUGAGCCCAAAUGGGUAAGAUACUUGAAGCUAACUUUGCUCAGUCAUUAUGGAUCAGAGUUUUACUGUACACUAAGUGUUGUAGAGGUAUAUGGUGUCGAUGCAAUCGAGCGAAUGCUUGAAGAUCUUAUUGUGGCGUCUGCAGAACCUGUUACAAACAAAUUACCAGAGCCUAAUUCAACUGUAAUGCCUGCUUUAAAACCAGAUGUUGCACUUGUUGAUAAAACUGCUGAAGUUCAAACUGGGAUUCAAACUGCUGGUGUAGGGACAGAAAAUGUUGAUGAUGCACAACAACACAAUUUGGCUGUAACUAAAAGUCCAGUUGCUAUAAGCAAGAUUCCUGAUCCUGUUAUGGAAGUUAGACAGCAAGCAAAUGGUAGAAUUCCUAGUGACACUGUCCUGAAGAUUUUGAUGCAGAAGGUGAGGUCACUUGAGUUGAACCUGUCUGUUCUGGAGGAUUAUAUCAAAGAAUUGAAUAGGCGACAUGGAGAUGUUUUGCCAGAACUUAAUAGUGAGCUACUGAGAAUAUCAUUGCUUCUGGAGAAAUGCAAAACCGAGAUAAAAGAUCUCUUGGAGUUGAAGGAGAUUCUGGUAAAGAAAGUUGCCAACCUUGAAUCUUGGAAAGCUGAUGUAAUAAGUCAGUUGGAUCUCCUAGUCAAAGAAAAUACCUUGUUGAGAUUAGAGGUUGAAAAGGUAGUAAAUGACCAAGCAAAUCUGGAGAGUAAGGAGCUUGCUGUAUUAGCGGUUAGUCUGUUCUUCAUGUGUUUUGCAGUUCUCAAGCUAAUUGCGGAACAAGUUCUGAGUUUUUUCAGAGCCCCUCAGACUGAUAAGGCAUGCAGAACAAGUAGAGGUUGGGUGUUGAUGCUUGUUAGCAGCAGUAUGACAAUAUUCCUUACCUUCAUCUACCACUAGUCCACCUUUCUCUCUCUCUUUUUUUUUUUUUUAAUAUUCUUUUUUGUAGUAGUAGUAGUAGUAGUAGGCAACCAGAUCUUUGGUACAAAGAGAAUUGGUGUUGUAGGAAAGAGAAAAUACGUGUUUGUUUGUAGAAGUGAAUUUUCAAUCAUACCAAUCAUUGUGACUAGCAAUGUCACCAAAAAAUCAUUGUAACUAACAAUGUUGGAUGGAUUACUAUUUUCAUGGAAAGUAAGAAAAUUGAUUUGGCAGA